AUGAAUAUCACGCUGAACACGGAGCAGCUGUCUAAGGGACGGGCUCUUGCCAACAGCUGGGAGCCCGCACAGCUGCUGAAAAUGCUUGCGAAGAACCCCCGUACCAUGAAAAACGGACCCCUUGAUUUUGAGGAGGGACAUGUGCCGGAGAUGCUCAGGUUCAAGGAGGAGGGCACGAAGGGCUUUGGAAAUUUGAGCGGUCUCCCGAACGAAAUCGUGGACACGAUUGUCAACAUAUUGGACAUGCCUAGUGCUAUAAGUCUGUCAUACGUCAACAGCACUGCGAACUUCUUUGUUCGGAAAAGCCCCGUGUCAUUUCUGAGGCAAUGGGCUCCCGGCCUGCCGAAGCUUCUCAAACAGACCCGGAUCCAGAAGCAUUGGACCAUUCGUGAGCUCAGGGACGCAAUUCGCCGUGAGAACUGCGUGGUAUGCGGUGACUUAUGUGUUCAACUCUAUCUUCCUACGAUGGAGCGUAUCUGCCAUCCCUGCAUGCACGACAACCAUGCAUACUGGUGCCUUCCCGUGGAACAGGCAGCCUUGAUUUUCGGCCUUGACCUACCUGAUGUCAUCAAUUCUCACACCAUGUACCUGCCGAGGCUGAGCAGGAAUGGCUUUGAUUUGGGAGAGUUUGGCGCCUGGGUUGUUCCUGUCAAAGUGGCGCUGACCAGAGCCCUGCAGCUGUAUGGCACCCGCAAGGCCAUUAAGCGCGCAGCGGAGGGCAUCAUGUCAGGCAUUGACGAAGCUGAAGAACAUGACAUCUCUGACGACGGUGAAUUUGUGGUCGAAAAUCAAAAUGACAUUUAUCGCGCUGCUUCCUUGUCCACCCACUCUGCCCCACUGCGUUCGCUUGGCUUAUUAGAAAGGCCUCAAAUGCAUAUUUACCAUCAUGACGUUAUCUGCCAGGUGCCUGUUGUCACUGGGAAUACACGCAAGGUUCUUCAGUUGUGCCGUGGUUGCACUGCCAUGCUCACACACACCAAGUUGAAAGACAUUCACGAGAGUCAUAUGAAGAUGAUGGGACUUGACCCCGAACUCGACAGGUUUGAGCGAGGGUUUAAAAUCUACCGUCGCGCGUUUCGUGUGCGGACUGAGGCCGAGAUGGUCAACCAUAUUCGAACCGAGUGCGUUGGGGGUUGGAUCCUGAUGUGUGAUGAGCGUCAGAAUGAGAAGGCAUAG
Molecule: messenger RNA, 1176 nt
Organism: Penicillium concentricum
Lineage: Eukaryota; Fungi; Ascomycota; Eurotiomycetes; Eurotiales; Aspergillaceae
Exons: 1
Coding region: 1-1176 (391 amino acids)
Molecular function (GO): protein binding
Source: RefSeq, a predicted model, not a curated record